GAAAAGAAGUGCAUCGGGAGAGAGGCGGCGCGCAAAUGACGCAGUCACAACGUGCCCUUCAACGUGCGCUACGGAACGACGUGACCGAGCACGCACGGGCGGGAGGCGGCGUUUCUGAGUGACGCUCUCUCGCUGCCGGACAGGAGGAAGCGCUGAGCAGACUCUGCAAACUCUCACGCAGUUGAGCGCGAGACUCGCGCAAUUGACACUUUUCACACGCCCUCACGCCAUGCAUCACUUUUCUUCUCACGCAUUGGAAAAACUAAACUAAACGUUGUUCUUUCACGCGAUUACACUCCACCCACCCAGCUGAUGCGACACCGGCGGACGCUGUGACGGGAAUCAAGCAAGCCCGCCUUCGCGCAGUGAGUGGCAGACGGUGAUCGCGUGACGUCGCUUGGUAGAGUUUUGCGAUAUAAAAACAUUAUAUGUAUGAUCUGAAGCGCAGCCUUGCUCUGUUGGGAACGUGAGCUGCACAGAGCUGCUGAAGUUAACAUGUGUGUGUGUGUGUGAGUCACCUUUGACCCCCCAACUAUGGUGAUGCAGCAGCUCUGCACAUUAGAGCACCUGAUGAAUUCAGGGUUUGGCCGCCCUUUCCCACGACACGGCCUUCAGCUCCUGUUUUGGUUUGCCAACCACUGUGUCACUUGGGAACUCAUUAACUGUGUGGUCAUUAUGAAGCUGGUGUCAGAUUGUCAACCAGAGAAUGGCGUCUACGGCUUCCACCGGUUUGGUAAUAUUGAGGAACUUCUGCCUGUACUGGACAGGCCCAGGAAGAGCAAGAGUAAGAGAAAGCUUGCAUACUUUGAAGUUGGCAACCUGAACACAGAGACCUAUCCAGCUUCUGCAAACCUCCCAACAUAUGUGAGGGAAAAUUACGGACUGUAUGGUAACUGUAGUAAUUACAACAUAGACCGCAUCAUCAUCAGUUACCAGGUGAGAACCAGGGUGGUGGAGAUGGUGUAUGUCACCGAGCACGACGGAGCUGCCUUUGGGAGGUUCAGUCCUGACAGGACUUAUGAAAUCAGCUCUGAACUGAUUCAAACCUUGCAGAGCCUGCAGCUAGAUCUCGACACGUUUCUCACCCACAUUGGCUACUGGGGAGACCUACAGGUGGUUCAGUCUAACCACAUAGAAGAGAUACACCACCCAGAACCUUCAGCCCAGCAAAUGUUCAACAUGGUGCAGACCUACAGUGGAUGUACAGCAAGAACAGAGCAAAGAAAUGACUUACGAUUCUUCUCAGAAGCCUUCAACCAGCAGCUAGAUGUCAACAUGGAGCCCUUCGGCUAUGACCAGCAAGUGCAAUACGUCUUUAAUGUGACCUCACACAACAGUGGACUUGUGGCUAACUACAGUGAAGUGCAAUAUAAACACAUGUGGCCUGAAGCCAGAGAUUUGAGGCCAAGUUAUUGGCUGUCCGGCUGGAAGAAUCCUUAUAGAGGUUUUGAUGAAGAACCCAAGAAAAGGAACGGAGGUGGCGGCUUCAGCUUGUUCAAAAUUCUCCUCAGUGCUGGAGUGCUCUACUUGGCAGCCAAAUGUUUCGGCUGGCUGAGGAACUGCUGCAAGGUGGACUUAAAUGAAAACGUCCUCAAGAUGAUACCAUGGAGGACUCCAAGUUAUCAGCAGACACACAUCAUGCUGGAUUAUGUGUACUAGCAUUUUAGGGUGCAUACGUUUGUAAUGGUAACAUAUAUUGGAGUCCUGAUAUUCUAUACAUUGCAUUGUAAUUUUAAUGUAAUGAUCUUCUAAAGAUCAGAUCUAAAGGUGUAACGUCUCGAUUAACCCGUACUACGAAAAGGUGGAUAGGUGUUACCCGAGGUCUGUUGCCAUGGCAAUUUAUACUGCACCUCUAAACUGCACCGAGCAGGUUAGUUAACUCGAGGUUACGCUGUAUACGUGGACUGCACACCACAUCUGUACUCUGUGUCAAUGAUCAGAAGUAGGUUAUUAACACACACCACACAGUAAAAUCAGCAUACCCAAAUUAAAUCAAAUCCAAAAUGCUUUUGGACACCGAUAUCGUCCUACGGAGACUGGCUGAAGCACCAAAGCCUUGUAGGCGUCCUUGUUGUACUUUUAAGACGUGACAGUAAGCUUAGGCCUAUUUGUUUUUUGCUCCAAAGUCUGUUUCACACAUCCUGUUGCUGCUGUUAAAAUAAAUGGGUUUCAUUUUUAUGUGAGGCUCAAUAUUAUGAGCAUAUAUGGGAUAUUGAAAUUAAGUUUAAUAUGUGUUUAUUUUAGGUUAGUAGCUAUGUUGUAUUACAGAGACUGGUCAUGUACCGCCCCACCUUUGUAAUGCGGGGGUGUUUCAUUAGCUAUAUUGAGAUUCAGUCUUUCAGUCACUGUUUCAGCACACUUUAUGGCGUGGAUUUUUUGUUUCCUUGCUUCAUGAAGUUAAUUUUGAACAAUGUUUGGCACACUUUUGAAAUAUGUUUUUUUUAUAUUAUAUUGAAAAAUGUUAAAUAAAUGAAUCUGAUUUUUGAA
Micropterus dolomieu (smallmouth bass) is the source of this 2487-nucleotide messenger RNA. RefSeq lists its product as uncharacterized. Bases 535 to 1659 code for a protein of 374 amino acids. The transcript has 5 exons. Lineage: Eukaryota; Metazoa; Chordata; Actinopteri; Centrarchiformes; Centrarchidae. The record is from RefSeq and is a predicted model, not a curated record.